ACCCAGCGCGCCCCCGCAGGAGGAGCGGAGUCUCGGAAGCCGCGCCGCGGCGGCCAGAGAGACGGCCGGAGUGUCGUGCGCCGCAGCUUUCCCCGAGUCUCCGCGCCGAGGACGCGAUGUCGAGGUACCCCUGCCCGCUUCUCCGGGCCGCCGCCUGCCUGGCCGCGCUGUGUGUGCUGACCGCAGCUCAGAACGCCACCACGACCCCGAACGUGACUGGGCCCUCGACUUUAUUGCCCACCGUCCCGACAAGCCCGACGCCAGCCACGACCCACCCGACGACCACCGCUCCAGUACCAGAAACCUGUGAAAGCCGAAACAGCUGUGUUUCCUGUUUUGAUACUAGCAUUAGUAAUGCGACCUGCUUUUGGAUAGAAUGUAAAGAAGCAAACAAAAGCUACUGUUCAAAUUUGACAGUUAGUGAAUGCGAGGUGGUGAACCGCACAGAAUUCUGUUCCGCUCCCACUCCUACUCCAUUGCCAACCAAUUCUACAGCUAAAACCACAACCCCGCCUUCCUCUUCUACAGCUUCCACCACAGCUACUACAUCAGGUACAACUAAUACCACUUUAACUCCAACUCCGCAGCCUGCGCGGAAAUCCACCUUUGAUGCAGCCAGUUUCAUUGGAGGAAUCGUCCUUGUCUUGGGUGUGCAGGCUGUUAUUUUCUUUCUCUAUAAAUUCUGCAAAUCUAAAGAACGAAACUACCACACUCUGUAAACAGACCCAUUAAAUUAACGACUGGCAUAUAACUCACUGAAACCAAAAUGCUAUCUUUCAAGAUGUCCCACAUGGAAGACACUAUUCCAAGAGCUUUAAAUUUGCAAAGGAUGCAUAUAGGAUAUUUUGGAGCAUCGUCCUUGAAGAAAAUUAGCUAAAUCAUUUUGCUCAACAGGAAUAUUUAAAAUAUUCUGCAUGAAUCCUUGUGGCUGUCUUUUCCUUUAAAUGGCUGCUGCUGUGGGAUUGUGUUCUCUGUUCUUGACAUGCCAAAUGUAACUCUGUAAGGGAUGGGAAACAUUGUCCUGCGCAGACAACCUCAUGACUCUUUGGCAGUUUAAAUUUAGUCGUUUUAAAGCCUGAAAGUUGCAUUAUUUUCAUCCUAACUCAGGAUGUAGUUUAGUCCCCAGAAUUGAGUAGAAUGUGCCAAAGGAGAAUCAGGCAGAUUUUUGGCUGUCAUUUCAAAAUGGAAUAAAUUUAUAAAUUUAGUAUCUUUAGAGUACACUGUAUCCUUAGAGUAAAAUUUUGUGCUUGAAAGCAGUUAUUUUUUCUACAUUAGAAAUAAGAUGCCACACAAGGAAUGACAUUCCCGAUUGAAGAGAAAUGAAUAGAAAGGAUACAAACCAUGAAAGUGUAGCGGCUUAUUGUUCAUACUUGUGAAGCACCUUAUGUCAUUGACAAAAUAAAGAACAGUGCCUUAAAAGACCGACGGGAAGGUAGGCUGUAACUUAAACGCCUGCAGUCUGUUCCUGCCCGCUAAGGUGAAGGUUGGUCUGAGGAUGCAGCUUGGUGUGAGCAGAAGUGAGCCUGCUUUUAGAUGCCACUCUGUUAGUAUUUCAUUAAAAACUUACCUACUUUACUUCAGACCUGAGUAACUUAAGCUAGAGGAUGUUACGAAGAUGAAAGCCUUCAUUUAUUGAACCUCCCAGUAUUUUUCUUAGGGCUGUUGAAAAGUGUAGAGAUAAAAUUGAUUCCAUUCUGUUUUCCUUUGUACUUCAAGAAAGUAUUCUAACACUGUCGUAGCUUGAAAGGAUUUCCACCAAGCUUUCUUGAAAAGUAACUGCUUUCAUGAAGCAAGAAGCAAAUAAGUUGUUUGAGAAUCAUUUACUGUUUAAAUGAGACAAUCAUUUUAAGUUUUGAGACAGCAAAUGUGAGCACUGUAAUUUCAGAAAAUCCAAGGAUUUUGGUUGAUCGGAUUACUGUAGAGUUUUAAUGACGAUCGCCCUGGACAAACAGACUGUGCUUUCUCUUCCUCCUCCUCUCUCCCGUCCUCUCUCUUUCUCGAUUUCAGUUCCCAUAAUGUAAUAAGCGUGCGUGUUUUUAUGUCUUUAGCUUUCUUAUGAAGCACUAGUUUUGGGGUUUAGAGGAUACUUCUCCCCUGCCUGUAACACAUUGGAUUAGUUCAAAGGUUUAAAUUAGUUUAAAAUGAGCUUUUGCUUUUCUAAGUCAUUAAAGUUUUUUUUUUUGUUUUAGUUUCUUUAGCCUAUAGUGGCUGAGUUUAGCACUUGGUUUUUCAAUAUUUUAUAGUAGGAAAUGACAUGUUGCUUUGGUCCAUUUCAUGAGCCAAAAUUCCUUGCAUUUAGAUAAUUAUAUUAAAGGUUCUUAAAGUGAAGAUUUACUGUUUCUUUGUUACUUGCUGGUACAGCUAAACUUUGUUUUACUUGCACGUUUGUAUAUACACCUAAUGUUUUCAAGUGCCUUAAUUGUUUAAAGUCUCUGGCUUCAAAGGUUUUUGGGAAAAGGUAGGUUUACCUCACGUUUUUGUGUUUUCAUUAGUAGUAAUAUUCUAGGUACCUCACAAAAAAUUUAUUAUGGUGCCAUGGCUGGUAGCUUUUAGUGAGUGCUGCAAGAUACAAGAUUCAUUUGAAAAUAUACAAAAUUUCCAUUCCUCCCAAAGUGGCAAAAAUUAGCUACAAAAAUUAGCUAUAAUUGUCUUUACCUAGAUAUGAAUAUCUUGGCACACUUUAAUGUCAACACAUGGAACAGUUUUUUUUGAAAAUGUAGCUAAUGAAGCUUCUCAUCUUCUAUAAUUUUGAAUACUACUCUAACAAAAUCAUAAUACGGAAUUAGAUUUUGCAAGAAGAGCUCUUAAAACAGAACUCACAGCCUUUCUCCCUGUGUCUUUGGCAAUGUAGUAUCUUGAGCCAUUGAUAAUUUUUGGGUUUUUUAAUCCAGAAGGUAUAUAGAAACCUUUUCAGAUUUUUCAUCUGAUUUGUUCACGCAAAUGUAGUUCUUAUCAAAAUACCUUAUUUUACCUUACAGAUAUUUGUUGCACAGGCAGACACUGCUGUAUUUAGAAAGUUCUAUUUCAGUUCGUUAAAAACUGCAAAACCAAUCUGUAUUAUGUUCCAAACUGAUUUAAAAUAAAUCUACAUGUUUAUUGAA
Messenger RNA from Equus quagga, 3101 nucleotides. It is a transcript of the gene CD164, whose product is annotated as CD164 molecule. Gene Ontology annotation, cellular component: lysosome; endosome. The record is from RefSeq and is a predicted model, not a curated record. NCBI's taxonomy places the organism in Eukaryota, Metazoa, Chordata, Mammalia, Perissodactyla, Equidae. The transcript has 6 exons. Bases 117 to 719 code for a protein of 200 amino acids.